AUGGCGGCCGCCGUGCCGGCGCUCGUGCUCUGCUCCGUCCUCCUGCCCCUAGCCUUCCUCCUCGGCCUCCACCGCACCGGGUACGGAUCGGAGGAGCGCGCCGCCGUCGUCAUCAGCACCGAGCUGGGUCUCGGGAAGCACAAACAUCUGGAGGGGGGCAUGAAGCACAAGCUGCUCAAGGAUGUUUCCAAAAUGAUGACUUCAGGAUCGAACGGCAUUUCCGGCGAGAGAUCUAGCAGAUCAAAGUCCAGGAAUCUUUCUGCCAAAUCAAAAGCAGAGAUCAAGGGUGAUUUCGCAAAAAACAGAGGACCUCAUACGCAGAGAAGAUAUCAGCUGAAGGACUUGUCGAGGAGAUCAAUGGGUACUACUGUUGAUGGGAAGGAGAAUCAAGGUCAGGAAGUAGUACAAGAGGAGAACCCCAAGUCCUGUGAACUUGAAUAUGGAAGUUACUGCCUCUGGUCUGUUGAGCAUAAAGAAGAGAUGAAAGAUGCUAUUGUGAAGAGGCUUAAAGAUCAACUUUUUAUGGCAAGAGCCCAUUAUCCUAGUAUUGCAAAACUGAAGCACCAGGAAAGAUUUACACGUGAGUUGAAGCAAAAUAUCCAAGAACAUGAACGCAUGCUCAGUGACACCAUUGCAGAUGCUGACCUUCCACCAUUUUUCACGAAGAAGCUAGAGAAAAUGGAGCACAUAAUUGAAAGAGCCAAGUCUUGUGAAGUAGGCUGCUCCAAUGUUGAACGGAAACUUAGGCAGCUACUCGAUAUAACUGAAGAUGAAGCUUAUUUCCAUACAAGACAGAGUGCAUUUCUCUAUCAUCUCGGGGUUCAGACUAUGCCAAAAACUCACCAUUGCUUAAGCAUGAGAUUGACAGUAGAGUAUUUCAAAUCAGCAUCUCUUCGCAGAGAACUGUUAAAUGAGCAGACACUUGAAGACCCUGCCUUUUUUCACUACGUAAUGUUCUCCAGGAAUGUACUUGCAGCUUCUACUACUAUCAAUUCAACAGCCAUGAACUCAAAGGAUUCUGGCAGCGUUAUUUUUCAUCUAUUCACCGACACGCAGAACUUUUAUGCAAUGAAGCAUUGGUUUGACAGAAAUUCAUAUUUAGAGGCUAUUGUUCAUGUGAUAAACAUUGACAAUCACAACAAGCUCUCAAAGAAUGUUGAAUCUAUUGAGAGUCAACAAUUAUGGCCUACAGAGGAAUUCCGUGUCACGUUUAGUAAUCAUUCUCAACCUUUCCAGAGGCAGAUUAAAACUGAGUAUAUAUCUGUUUUUGGCCAUUCACAUUUCCUCUUGCCACAUCUUCUUCCUAACUUGAAUAGAGUUGUUGUUCUAGAUGAUGACUUGGUUGUCCAGAAAGACUUGUCAUCUCUUUGGAACCUCAAUAUGGGAGAUAAAGUGAUAGGUGCUGUACAGUUCUGUGGAGUCAGAUUAGGUCAGUUGAGAGCUUAUAUAGAGGAACCUAAUUUCAACACCGAUUCAUGUGUGUGGUUCUCUGGUCUGAAUGUAAUUGAAUUGGAAAAAUGGAGGGACCUUGGCAUUACAAGUUUACAUGGUCAAUUGCUUCAAAAGGACAUUUCGGUAUCACAUAGACUUAAGGCACUCCCUAGAGGUUUACUUGCCUUUCAAGACCUGAUAUAUCCUCUGAAAGAUUCUUGGGUUCAAUCAGGUCUUGGGUAUGACUAUGGAAUUAGCCGUAUUGAUAUAGAAAAGGCGGCUACUCUACACUACAAUGGUGUCAUGAAACCUUGGCUUGAUUUGGGAAUACACGAUUACAAGAACUACUGGAGAAAGUAUAUGACUAAUGGGGAGAGGUUCAUGGCAGAAUGCAAUAUACAUUAGCAGCAGCAAAAUGAGAUGUAGCACACACUGCAUAGUCGGCAUUGGUGGGAAUUGGAAGCAGCAAACACCAUGAACUUGCUUCAGCAAAGAGAUAUUUUUUAUGAGAAACUGGAUGCAGCAUUUAUGAUGAUCCAAGUACACCUCAAAGGACCAGGGUGGCAUUGCGUCAACCCAGAAAGAAAAAUAAGAUGAAAUGCUUCUGGGCCAAAACACUGCAAGUUUUACAGCUAGGAAGUCAGCUGCACAUCAGCAUGCAACCUGUUUAUUAUAGAGUCAAAUGAGUUUCUUCAUUGGAGCAUGGAACUGCAAAAGUGCAGUUCUUUGCUGAUCAUUUUUUGUAUAAAUUCUUCUGUGUUAUUCUUUUUGCCCAAUGUGCAAGAGCUACACUGAGGCAUGCCGAUGUUGAGUGUGGCACGGCAUGUACAGAGAACAAAUGCCUCAGCCUGCAGCGAUUUAGUUGUCAUUCUUCGCCUCAAGGACGACUGUUGUUAUUGUGGGAUGUUGAUCUCCAUUUAUGACAUGAUAAAUGGAUGUUUGUUUGGCAGAGUAGU
Messenger RNA from Lolium rigidum, 2387 nucleotides. RefSeq names its product probable galacturonosyltransferase 7. NCBI's taxonomy places the organism in Eukaryota, Viridiplantae, Streptophyta, Magnoliopsida, Poales, Poaceae. The transcript has 9 exons. Bases 1 to 1836 code for a protein of 611 amino acids. The record is from RefSeq and is a predicted model, not a curated record. Gene Ontology annotation, molecular function: polygalacturonate 4-alpha-galacturonosyltransferase activity.